Pseudocercospora fijiensis CIRAD86 is the source of this 456-nucleotide messenger RNA. RefSeq lists its product as uncharacterized. NCBI's taxonomy places the organism in Eukaryota, Fungi, Ascomycota, Dothideomycetes, Mycosphaerellales, Mycosphaerellaceae. The transcript is spliced from 2 exons. The record is from RefSeq and is a predicted model, not a curated record. Bases 1 to 456 code for a protein of 151 amino acids.
AUGACACGUGCAGGCCUCAAAAGUGCCUUGGCGGUCGCCACGCAUUCUAGCAAAGACGAAGCCAACAAAUCCGGCUCAUCCGAAUCAAGUAACUCGCCUGUCCCCAUCGACACUCCAAUGUCUGCGGAACAUCUGCUCUGGCACAUCUACCACUUCUGCAACAUUCUUACGAUGAACAUCACCGCCUACCUCUCUCUUGAAGCCAUCACCAACGACACAUACUACUUCAACGAGACCAUGGGCGAAGACUCUCUGCAACAGCUGCACAAGCAAGUGGAACUCAUCACCUUCCAUUCAUACUCCCUCUCAGACGCCAAAGACGCCCUUCUCAAUAAAGACGCUUACAAAAAUCUCUAUGCAUCAGCACCGGAGUUUCAAGCGCUUCUGCAAGCUGCAGACCUGCUAUUAGAUCUUGCCGACACGGUUCAAAUUCCGAGAAGUCCUUUAUGGCGUUAA